Cryptosporidium ubiquitum is the source of this 1761-nucleotide messenger RNA. RefSeq lists its product as uncharacterized. NCBI's taxonomy places the organism in Eukaryota, Apicomplexa, Conoidasida, Eucoccidiorida, Cryptosporidiidae. The transcript has a single exon. The record is from RefSeq and is a predicted model, not a curated record. The coding region runs from base 1 to 1761 and encodes 586 amino acids.
AUGAUUCAGUUAAUAUUAGCAAGGACAGUAUCUUCACUAUGUAACUGUGUAACAUAUUUCUCAGGAAGUUCAAGAUCACCUGGUCCAAAUUUUCAUUAUAGAGGGUUUAAUAAGACGAGAAAUGAUCAAACGGAGUAUGAAAUAGAUUCUUUAUUGAUGGAAGAUGACUUAGUAGAUGAAUUGGUUGCUACUCCACUUUCAGCUGAGGAAAUAGCAGCAAAGCUUUCUAAUUCUAAUGCUAAACAUGUUCCUAAUAAUAUAUUGGGAGGUAGAGAUAUUAAUAUAAACAGUAAUAGUGGAGCAAGAGGAGCCGAUAUUUGGAUUGCUGGGGGUGGUUCUAGCAUGGGAAUAGGAGGUGGUGGAGGAGGAUUGAGAGUGGAAAGAAAUGAAAACAAAAUUAGCAAUGAUUGGUGGUCUGAUGGAGAAGAUGAUGAUGAUGAUGGAUUUUCUGGAACUGGAGGUAGAGGAAUAAUGAGCGGAUCUAACCAAACUAAUGAGAAAAUAAUCAAUACAACAUUUUUCAAUACAACUUCAGGAUUGGCUAAUGGUAAUAAUUUAAAUAAUAUCGGAGUUAUUCCUAAUCAUGGAGGUAAUAGCAUAGAAAGAGAUUUAUACUUUGAUGAGAAUAUAGACGAACUCAGUUUUCAAGGAAAUAAUUCUAAUAAUAACCAGCUACAAAAGGAUAAUUGGGAUAAAGAAUUUUUAAAUGAUUAUAGAGAUGAUCAAUCUUUUGAUUUUGUUCCAAUUAAAGAGAACUUGGAUAAUUUUGGUAUUAGUACAGAUUUGAGAACAGAGCAAGUAGAUAAAGAUCUUAGAAAAGAUGAUGAGAUCAUUUUUGAUAGUCAAAGAGAUCUUUUAGAUUAUAAAGAUUCUAAUGCCUAUAAUCAUAAUAGUAAUCAUGAUCAUCUUAAUUGGAACUAUGGAUAUAAUGACUCAAACACAAUUAAUGAUAAAUUGGAUAAUAAUGUUCCUCCUAUGAUAAAUAACCAGAAUGACAAAUUAUUAGAAAAAGAUUUUGGGGACUUUGGAGACUUUGGUGAUUUUACAAGUGGAAAUUCUCCAAAUCACUUUUUAACAAAUAAUGACGAUAUAAAUAAUCAUCAAAAUGAAACAGAAGAUGAAUAUUUUGAAUCAGCAACCAAACCCAAUUUAAUAAGUGGAUAUACUUUCGAUCAAGAAACUGAUGAUAUCAGUUUAAAAGAAAGUAGCGAUUAUCACAAUAAUCAAACAACUACAGAUCAAAAUAAUAUCUUAGAAGUUGAAAAUGCAAUGGAUAAUUUUUGCGAUUUUACUUCUCCGAAAAGAGACGAGCAGCAAUUGAUUUAUAACCAUCGUGACUCUUUUGAUCAUAUUAGUUUCGAUGCUAAUACAGAAGACACUAAUAACAAUAUUAUUAUCACUAGCAAUCCUAUACAGUUAGGACAAGAAUCAGGAUUUGGAAUGGAAUCAGAAAACCCGCCAGAAUCCAUUCGUGGUCAUCUACUUGAUGAUUUUGAUGAUAUAUUCAAUUCAUCUUUUCCAUCCAAUAGUAACCUUACCAAUAAUAAUAAAAAUACCAUUAGCACUUUUGAUCAUAUGGAGAAAAAUUUCCAGACUAAUAAUAACACAGUUAGUACUUACGAAGAUGAUGAGUUUGGAAUGUUUGACUUUGUUUCAGCAAAAUCUCCUCCAUCUGAUGAUCAUCUAAAGGCUACUGCUCCCAUGUUUAACAGCGAUCAACAUCAUAAUACUUACCAUCAACCUUCCGUUUUACUUGAAUAA